CCUCUUCCGUGGCUGUGGCUGUGGCUGUGCAGCUACUCCUGUUUUUGACCUCCAUGCCCAUAGGACAAGAAAACACUGCCGCCAUCGCUCCGAAAUGUGGAGCUCCUACGCCCUCCACCUUUUUUAAUUUCCACUCUCUUUUCUUGCUUUCUGCUCGUAUGGUACUCUACUUUCUCUCUUCUUCUUUUUUUAAUGUGUCAAAAAAGAAGAAGGCCAUCACUGUUGGUGAAAAUCGAAGAUGAUAUCUACUAGUGACAGUCUUUAGACUUGAGAGAAACCUCUUUAUUAUCUCUCGCAGUAUUUGUUGAAAAUAAUUUUUUGUUCUUGAAAAAAAAAAGGUAAUGAAGAUAAAUCGUGACUGCCUGUCUGGUCUUUACCUUGCUCAUCAUCUCUUCAACUGUCAUCCUAAAACAGCCACAUGGACGUCAUAGAUUGGCAAAGCAAUUGAACAAUGCUGCUCCUAUGGAGGACCGGUGUUAACUGUCCAACCGACGUCGUUUCUCUUUUCCUUGCAAAUAAGGAAACUACGACACCGUACUCAUAUCUUCCUUCUCAAUUGCAAAAUUAGGGCUGACACAUCAACGGUUGCCUUGCCCUACUGAAUACCUCAAGGUCGAGUAGCAGAGAAGAACAAGAUCAUAUCACAUGAAGGCAUAAACAAACCCUUAAAAAUAAGAAAUUUUGAAGGACUGCAAACGGAGAGAUGGGUAAUCCAAAGCAAAAGUGGAAAUCAGAGGAAGAAGAAGCGUUAAGAGCAGGCAUUGCCAAACACGGUACUGGAAAAUGGAAAAACAUACAGAGAGACCCCGAGUUCAAUCCUUACCUUCGUUCUCGCUCUAAUAUCGAUCUCAAGGAUAAAUGGAGGAAUAUGACUGUAAGUGCCGGUAGCCAAAGCGUUAAGGACAAGUCACGGACGCUAAAAGCGAAAUCCAAUCCCGAUGCUGCUGCUGUUGUUGCUGCAUCAACCCCUCUGUCCAAUCCCCAUACUUCUGCUGUUGCUGCGGUUGAUGUCGUUAUCGACGAUUCUUCAGAAGCUGCAGCAGAUUCAAAAACUGCUCCCAAGUACAAUGCAAUGAUUUUUGAAGCAAUUUCAGCGUUGAAUGAGCCAAAUGGAGCAGACACUAGUGCAAUCAUCAGCUACAUUGAGAGAAGGCAAGAGUUACCACAAAAUUUUAGAAGGCAAUUAAGUUCAAGGUUGAGGAGGCUCGUAGCUCAGGAAAAACUUGAAAAGGUCCAAAAUUUCUACAAGAUAAAGAAAGCUUCUUCAUUUGGGACAAAAACACCGACUCCUAAGCAGAAAGAGGUGCGUCCCAAGCCUGAACAGAAUACUGGCCUUAUAAAUUCUUGCGAUACCGUCGCAGAAGCAGCAGAUGAUGCUGCAUAUAUGGUUGUAGAAGCAGAAAACAAAUCAUUUGUUGCAACUGAAGCAGUUAAGGAGUCAGAGAGGGUUUCAAAGAUGGCUGAAGAUGCAAAUUCACUACUACAGUUGGCCAACGAGAUACUUGAGAAAUGUUCACGAGGUGAGAUUGUGGUCAUGGGAUGAGAUACGAGCUUGGACUUUUAAAACAAUGGGCUGGAGAUGACCCAACAACUAGAAUGCAUGUAAAUAGUGCCUGGUUUUCAUAAUUUUUCCAGGCAUGAUCAAGCUAAAUCUUAUGGCUGGUUUUGUGGUAGCAAUUAUAGUGUAAUUUCUCAGAUAAGAUAUUGCAUAACACAUUUUGUUUUGAUGUCCUUAAAGCUCUUGUUUCUUUGAUUUGACAAAGAUGCCAUAGUAGCAGAAGCGGCAAUUUCUCUU
Molecule: messenger RNA, 1795 nt
Organism: Populus nigra (black poplar)
Lineage: Eukaryota; Viridiplantae; Streptophyta; Magnoliopsida; Malpighiales; Salicaceae
Product: telomere repeat-binding factor 4-like
Exons: 6
Coding region: 704-1543 (279 amino acids)
Biological process (GO): nucleosome assembly
Cellular component (GO): nucleosome
Molecular function (GO): double-stranded telomeric DNA binding
Source: RefSeq, a predicted model, not a curated record